UCUGGUAAAGUAAAUAAAAACAAACAAAAUAAACAAACAAAACACAAUAGGACAGGAUGCCAAAACGGUCUGAGGACAUGUUCAUGGAUCUGUGGACUUCCUUGGUGCUGGUGUGGAUUACUUGUGUUCCCUAUACGUCUAUGACUCCUAUCACAGACCAGUCCAAAAGUAUACAAACUGGUGGGUCGGCAGCAGUGGUGAGCAGUGUUGGCGAAGGACAAAGAUUACUGAGCCGAGCCAAGAGAGGAUGGGUUUGGAAUCAAAUGUUUGUGCUGGAGGAAUUUUCUGGACCCGAUCCAAUUCUAGUUGGCAGGCUACACACAGAUUUGGAUGUUGGCAACAAGAACAUCAAGUAUGUCUUAGCGGGCGAGGGGGCAGGUACUAUCUUCGCCAUCAACGAAAUGACGGGUGACAUCCACGCCAUGAAGAGGCUGGACCGUGAAGAGAAGGCCGAGUACACGCUAACAGCCCAAGUUAUUAACGCAGACACAGACGAGCCCUUGGAGCCUCCGUCCGAGUUCAUCAUCAAAGUCCAGGACAUCAAUGACAAUCCUCCGCAGUUCAUCGAAGGCCCGUACCGGGCCUCUGUUCCUGAGAUGUCUACAGUUGGCACUCCAGUUACGCGGGUAACAGCCACGGAUGCUGAUGACCCGGUGUAUGGAAACAGUGCUAAACUGGUCUACAGCAUAUUGGAAGGACAGCCGUACUUCUCUAUAGACCCCAACUCUGCAACCAUAAAGAUUGCUCUACAUGGGAUGGAUCGAGAAAUGAGAGAGGAGUAUCUUGUGGUUAUCCAGGCUAAGGACAUGGGAGGUCACAUGGGUGGCUUGUCUGGGACCACAACAGUCACCGUCACACUAACCGACAUCAAUGAUAACCCUCCGAAGUUCUCUAAAAGUUUGUAUGAGUUUGUGCUUCCUGAGGACUUAGCGAUUGGAAAACCAGGUGGCAAGGUGAAGGCAAAUGACAGAGACGUUGGUGAGAAUGCCAAGUCAACGUAUAGCAUCAUCGAGGGAGAUGACCGAGGCAUGUUCGAGAUUUUUACGGACUCACAGACUCAGGAAGGGAUUCUCCGACUAAAGAAGCCUUUAGAUUUUGAGACCAAGAGAGCCUAUACACUGAAAGUUGAAGCCACCAACGCCCGGUUUGAGCCCAGCAGCGGCGGGCCCUUCAAAGACACAGCCACAGUGAAGAUUGUGGUGGAAGACUCUGACGAACCCCCAGUUUUCUCCAAGUCCAUGUAUGUUCUGGAGGUGAACGAGAAUGCCCCCAUCAACACUGUUAUAGGAACAGUCACCGCCCGGGACCCAGACGCCACAGGGAGCCUUGUGAGGUACUUCAUUGAUCGGCACACAGAUCUUGAGAGGCAGUUCAAUAUCAAUGUCGAUGAUGGGAAGAUCACGCUGGCCAAACCACUGGACCGAGAGACCGACAUGUGGCACAACAUUACUGUGACCGCCGCAGAAUCAAAGGAGCCACUUCAGAUAUCCAGGGCUAUCGUAGCUAUCAGAGUAAUGGACAUUAACGACAAUGCCCCUGAAUUUGCCACCGAAUAUGAGGCCUUCUUGUGUGAAAAUGGAAAACCUGGACAGGUGAUCCAGACUGUCAGCGCAGUGGACAAAGACGACCCAAUUCAGGGCCACUACUUUGACUACCGCCUGGUCCCAGAGAUGCUCAACAACCCCAAUUUCACCAUUAAGAACAACCAAGACAAUUCAAUCAGUGUUCUAGCCAAGCAUGAUACCUUCCGGAGACAGAAGCAGGAGACGUACCUCCUGCCAAUCAUUGUGACGGACAAUGGGAAUCCACCAAUGAGCAGCACCAACACCUUGACCAUCAGGGUCUGUGGAUGCAGCAAGGAGGGCAUUGUCCAGUCCUGCAACGUGGAGGCCUACGUCCUGCCAAUCGGCCUCAGUAUGGGAGCGCUCAUCGCCAUUCUUGCCUGCAUUAUACUGCUUUUAGUUAUUGUAGUGCUAUUUGUGACCCUGCGGAGACACAAGAAUGAGCCUCUGAUUAUCAAGGAUGAUGAAGACGUGAGGGAGAACAUCAUCCGCUAUGACGACGAGGGAGGUGGCGAGGAGGACACAGAAGCCUUUGACAUCGCCACGCUGCAGAACCCGGAUGGCAUUAAUGGCUACCUGCCACGCAAGGACAUCAAGCCGGACCUGCAGUUUAUGCCACGGGCGGGCCAGCACUCGGGCCCAAAUGGUGUGGAUGUGGAUGAGUUCAUCAACGUACGGCUUCACGAGGCAGACAAUGACCCCACGGCGCCGCCUUAUGACUCCAUCCAGAUCUACGGAUAUGAGGGCCGGGGAUCCAUUGCCGGCUCCCUCAGUUCACUGGAGACAGCAUCGUCGGACUCGGACCAGAACUAUGACUACCUCAGAGAGUGGGGUCCACGCUUCAGAAGACUUGGGGAGCUCUACUCAGUGGGCGAGAGCGACCGAGAGACUUGACCUCUGGUUCAGUAGAAAAAGACCUUCCUGAUUUUUUUUCUGUCCACAUACUUGUGUAUUAAAACGCUAGGGAGUUUGCUGGCUUUUAGAAACAGCUGUUUAAAAAAACAAAAAGACAAAAAAAGUUAAUAACAAGGGUGGGUGGGGGCACCUUUUUUAUUCUUCUUAGAGUGAGGAAUAGCAGUCGUCAUCCACUACUUCAAGCGCAUUGUAAUUGUUGAGCCAAACAAUGUCUUUAUUAGGAGAUCUAUGAUUCUUGUGGAGUGUAACUUAGAUUCUCGUGGAGUGUCUAGCAGUAUUUUGGGUGUUUGUCAUUUGCUGUGACUGCCAGAAGCAGAAAAAUCCUGGGAUUGCUGGUAGUUGCCUGAUGAGAGGAAAGAGGGACAUUGUGGGGUUCUCUGGAGCUUGAUGGGACACCAUACUCCAUGAUCCAUGGACACCAAGUUGGACCACAGAAGCUGCAGAGGAACUCUUGUAUCAUAUCUCCACAAGCCACCCAGCUGAUCUGAAACUAAAUGAAAAUGAAAAAGCAAUAUAUGGUCUACAUUACAAUGAUGAAUGUAUGUAUGAUUUGAAAAAAAAAAAAAAGCAAAAAGACAAACCACUACAAGUAUUGGCUUUAAGGUGAAUUUGUAAUCAUUUGAUAUGUUCUCGGGUGGCCACAUUUAUAAACUCUCUGAGCCCAGAUGGCUUGCUUUAUACAACUCUUUGUAUUUACACGCUACAGGUGUGGGUCGCAAGUGUUACUAGCCUAUAAAAGACUGAAGUGAAGAUAAAAAAGAGAAAUGUAGAAACUCUGAGGCCUUCUUUUUACAGAAGCAACAUUAAAUACAAUUGUAAUCAAAUGUUUUUGACAACAAACGUGUUGAUUCCUCAUUAUUGUUCUAUGAGUUUUUGUAUAUCUGUUCUUAUAUCAUUUUUUUCUGUGCUGAAGCUAUGAAGUGAGUGUGUUUUGAUUAUUUCACAUUCAGCUGUUUUUCAACCACUGGAACACUAUUCCAUAAUAGCCAAACCAUAUGAUGCAUUUACUGCAGUCGGUGAUAUAGACUAGAUGUAUGCAGGAAAACAAGAGCUCUAAGUUACUAUGACAAUACAGACGAUCUAAUUAAAUGGUAUUGCAGGAAUGGGACAUUUCCGACAUACUAAUUGUGUGAAAAAUGUAUCUCAUUAUAUAUUCUGAGUUACAGCCAGUGACCAUCUGAGCACAAUAACUGGAUUAAUACCUGAGUAUGUGAAUAUCUGACCCCGUCAAAACAUCAAAUUUCAUAUAGGAAACACAGAUUACAUUAGCCCCAGAAAAUGAAGAUACCAAUACAGACCAUGUGCGUAUUGUGCUUACACUGUAUGAUAUAGACAAAAAAAGACAUGUACUGUACAUAGAGUUACUGCUAACGUCAUUAGCUUUCAAUGAGGUGGUAGGUUUUUGUCUCUGCACGUUAGCUCUUGCACAUAAUGAGAAUCUUUAAUGGCACUACAGCUGCGUGCAUACUCAGUUUGUACUGAUACAGUAUUAUGGCAGUUCUCGGUAGACUAAACAAUAUAUAUGAAAUAGUCCUACAUGCAGAUCAUAUUUUCUACUGUGCUUUAAUGCUUAUAAAUGUGUAUGUUCAAUUAUUUACUCCCUGUACUGUAAUCUAAG
Myripristis murdjan (pinecone soldierfish) is the source of this 4095-nucleotide messenger RNA. It is a transcript of the gene cdh8, whose product is annotated as cadherin 8. Gene Ontology annotation, cellular component: plasma membrane; axon terminus; adherens junction. Bases 57 to 2456 code for a protein of 799 amino acids. The transcript has 12 exons. Lineage: Eukaryota; Metazoa; Chordata; Actinopteri; Holocentriformes; Holocentridae. Gene Ontology annotation, biological process: cell morphogenesis; calcium-dependent cell-cell adhesion; adherens junction organization. The record is from RefSeq and is a predicted model, not a curated record. Gene Ontology annotation, molecular function: cadherin binding; calcium ion binding; beta-catenin binding.